Messenger RNA from Pomacea canaliculata, 3963 nucleotides. RefSeq lists its product as uncharacterized. Lineage: Eukaryota; Metazoa; Mollusca; Gastropoda; Architaenioglossa; Ampullariidae. Bases 930 to 2768 code for a protein of 612 amino acids. The record is from RefSeq and is a predicted model, not a curated record. The transcript is spliced from 5 exons.
CGCACUCGGGGUUGCGCGGGGGUCACUGCGUGGGGAGGGAGCGGCCGUUUGGCCAAGAGAAAUGGUGUUUGUAACGAAGUCUGUAACGAAAGCCACUUGUUUAGGUGCUGGGGCUGUUGACCAAUGGCGGCUGCAGUCUUCAAGCCAUGACGUGGCAGGUGACCCGCUCCGCCAGCACCCAGUGUACAACUCUUGCCUCCAAUCCGACGGGUGGCCGGAGGGACUCCCACUGCUUGAAGUCUUUGGAGUAUUUACGCGCCGCUGUUGCACGCGGGCACGCGCAGGCAGACGCACGCUGACGCAAACGAGGGGCUUCCCUGCGCCAACGUCUGCAGCAAACGGCUGCUACAUUCCAGACACAUCGAUUGCAGGCGGUGCUGGUCACGACCAACGCUUUCCUCACUAGACGAUCGGACGGUCAGUAGACGAGAGGAAGGUUCAUGUGGACGUGCGAAGUUUUAAAGGAAUUUAUUUAUGUUCACUGCCUUCUCCGUGAUGUUUUUCUAUCCUGUGGAACAAUCAGUAAAAUUAUAGAUAUUUUCGCGUUCUGUUUAUUGUUUAUACUUAUUCUAUAAUGCUUUUCUUACGUCGUCAUAAACUUUGACCUGUGCAGCAAACGAAGAUUUUGGAAGAGAAAGUCAUAAACCACUUGUUUAAAAUCAACAAUUCUUUAUCAGAAUCGAUCGAGCUCGCGAAGAGUUUUAAAGACCCGGAUGUAGACUUUCUUUUCGUGCAGCUUUCUGCCAAAAAUAAUCUCUUAAGUUCUGGUGGAACCCGUGUUUACAGACUAAAGCUGUGGCUCUUCAUGAAAGUCAGAGGUAUAUUAAAGAAAACAGUUUACCUCGAUAAGUUUCAGUUUCCAGCAGAAGACAUGAAACUCCAAAAAUAUAACCAACUGACAUAGGUCAUUCCCACGGGGUCAAAUAGCCAUGUGGUGCAACCGGGAGACAAGCUAUGCUCUCUUGAGGACAGCUCACCUUCUGCUUAUUUUCCACAUCCACGUUGCAAAGUUCGCUCUUCCGCCGCCUUUGUCCAGCAGUGAAUCGAACAUCCAGGAGACCACCAAUGGUGGCGGAGAUACGCAUGGUCAUCAGAGUCAGAAUCAGAACCAGCAGCAGCAGGCGCCUCGUAAACAUACUUGGAAAUACAACAUCUUGCCGGAGAGGUUCGAACCCAUGAGCAGUGCUGUAUCCCGCAAUUACCGGUGGGCAACAGCAGCUUACAACUACGUCCACAGUCUGGACUGCGAAGAUGUCUUCUUCACCACAGUGCGCGAGUGCAAGGAACUGGUGGCGCUGCCCAAGUCCGCCAUGAACGUCUACGUCGCCUCGCCCUCGACAUAUGGCAAGUUUCUAACGGUCAUCCCGGACGAGCCUCUGAACACCCACGGCCUGCACGAGGGUGUGGUGGUCCUGGACCCGUACCCACAGGCCAGCUUCGGACACCUCGUCGUCGUCCUGUUCGUCGACGCACACCUACCGCGCGGAGCGUGCCAAGCGCGUGGAGGGGUGCAUGUAGAUGAUGAAUGCAUGUACCUGGCUCUACGAAGACGCUGUCGUAACGCGCUGGAGCGGCUAUCUCGACGGCGAAACUACGCGAGAAGGUGCGAGAUCAACUUUCUGCCGCUGGUGCAUCUGGGCAACGACGGUGUCAGCCCACGGCCCCUGCCUCACCAUCACCACCAUCACCCACAGCACCAGCGACCGACCGGCGGGGACAGCCCCGAAGGUGUCGUCGUGGACCCUGUCCCGGUCAACCACCUGGAGUGCCGGUCGCUGCUGGCGGGUUUCGCCAGGUGCCCGGAUGUCGUCGCCGUCAACGAAACGGGUCCGGUGUGCAAUCCGCUGCGCGACAACACGCGACGCUGCGCCACCACCCACGCCUUGGUGCGCAGCAGCUGCCGCAUGCUGGAGGUCUGCGACCAGGCCGUCCUGCUGUCCGGGGGCUGGAACCGGCACAUCAGUGGUCUGCACAGCCUGCAGAACGUGGAGCGGAUGUACACCAUGCUGCGCGCGCACGGCUUCCUGCGCCGCAACAUCAAGAUCUUCUUCGCCAACGGCGCUGACCCAUUGCAGGUAGGAUCUGAGCCACCGCAAAAGGUGUAUCCCGCCAGUAUGAAGAUGGCGAUGAGAAACCAUCUGCGGAGGCUGUGCCUUCAGCCGCACUGCGUGGACUCGCUGUUCCUGUUUCUCAACUCGCCGGCACGCAGCGACGGCAGCAGUCUUCUGUGGGACGCCAAUGACAACGGGCUGGCGGAGGAAGACGAGCGCUACACCGUUCGAGAGCUGAUGGACGAUCUGGGGGACUGCGGAGCGCGGCAGGUGGUGUUGCUUGUGGACCAGAGUUUCUCAGGGGAGCUGGUCCAGGAGCUGCGUCAGUCGCCUGCUCACAGCAACGUGCUGGUCUUCGCCAACGGCAAGAGUAACGAAUACUCCUAUGACAACGAAUACAGCCGCUACUGGGCCGCUGCUAACCACUCACACACCUGCUCCGUGGACGUUCAUUCUGCCAGUCGCCAGGCGAUGCAUCACUCCAGCCCCAGGAUGGGUGAGGGUGAGGAGGGCAAGAUCAAGACCACCAUUUUCGGGGCCCCGUGUGACGUCAGACCACCCUUCACCCCGAAAGAACUGCGCCACAGCUACCUAGGGUGCCAGAACCUUCCGACUGCCGUCUGGCUGCGGGAAGUUCUCCGCAUCUCCGAAACCAGCCUGGAUGACGAUGAAGUUGACGACGACCACGAUGAUUACAAUGAUAACGCCGACAGCUAAAAGUUUGACUACUUUACAUCUUCAGUUAUGACUCUGACAGUUAAAACUGUUGGACCACAGAGAAAAGAUUGGCAACUGAGCCUCUGGAUGCUGCACUACAAGCUGUCUUGCUGUGUGUGGUUUCCUGCUCAUUCGGGUACCUCAGCUUCAGAUUACCUGACGCCCAUGAUGAGCACAAAAGUUAUAUAUAAAAAGGAGGAACUUCUCGUUCUGUGUCUUCUUUCUCUCUAUCUAUCUCAGCCUCUCUUUUUUCCCCACUUCUACAAUGGUCACAAUAAAUAUCCGUAGAGAACAGAGUGUAGAUAGCAUCUGCUUAGAGUUGCCAUGAAAAAAAUUGACAUACAUCGUGUGUGUGUGUGAAAGAGAGAACAAGAAAAAAAGAGUCUUUCUACCUGCUGACCCCAUGGUAGGUCAAUUGUCGAAGCACUUGGAUGUACUUCAACAAGUAAUAUUUUCUCGACAUUGUCGUAACCCUUGGAAACGCCACGUGAUGAUAUAUCCGAGGUGUGCAGAGACUUGUGGGUGAUACUGAGACUCCAGACGACUGGUCGACUCGUCGUGGGGGAUUUUCGGUGUCUGCGCAUGCGUGCCUCGUACUGUGUGGACCUCCACGUGCUACCUCCACACACUGUGUAACGUGCCAAUGUACUCCACAUGCUGUGUAAUAUGUUGAUUUUCUCGACAAACUAAGAGAGUGGUCUCCAGGUGUACAACGUGUGAACCAUCUCCUCACAGUGUUCAAUGGUUCGACAUUCUUCACACACUGUGUUAUAUGUCGCUGUACAACUCAUUUUUCGACUGUCAUAGAAUGUGUGUCCACACACCUGGAUAACCGAUGCACGCCUACAAAACAGCUUACAAGGCUGUUCACGCUCUCUGACUACAAUAAAUGAAAUCAACGAAGGAAAGACUUGAGCUCAUUGUUUACUGAUAAAUAAAUGCGAUUCUUUUCUGAUGGAAACGAAGCAGCUGUUCAACAGACUUUGAUAAGCUGUCACUGUAUGAAAGUACGGGAACGGAUUGCAUUUCUCACUCUGGGGAUGAAAAGCUCGGUGUAGUACUAGAUUUAUUAUAUGUCUGGAAAAGAAUGAUACAGUACUGUAUUUCUACAUGCAGAAUCUACCUGUACGGUACAACAUUUUAUUUAUUACAUACAGAAAUAAAAAUAUGACAAAUUACUAUAUGACUUGUCAGA